CUAGCAAGAGAGAAAGAGAGGGAGCGCGAGAGCGUGUAUGAGAGAGCAAGAGAGUGCGCGAGAGCAAGCGCGCGGGAGAGAGAAACAGCAGUGAUGAUCGAUGCCAGUCUGCCACCACUCUGUAGCAGCGAGAGGCUGCAACAAAAGCGCGGAAUAAAGGCUCUGCUGCUCUCGUCUCCAGUCGCCCUGCAUCUCUCCGACUCUCCAUACACAACGCAGACCAGAUACAAGGUGAUGCCUCUGCCUGCCAUCAACAAGUUACGACUAAAGGACCCUCAGCCGUAAAGGGGCAGAGGGAAAAAAAAGAGGAGGAUUUGCUCUUCAGUUAAGCAACCGAGCUGACGACAUUGCGGUGAAAAGGGGAAGAGGAGGAAAAAAAAAAAAAAGAAAAAAAGAGAGGGGGGGGGCGCGACAAUGUUCGCGAGGGUCGCUUUGGAUACAAAUCAAUUUGAAAAAGAUUAAGGAUUCCUGGAAGCAUCAAGAAUGCCGGACCUUUCUUAAUUUGGGAACUGGAUUUAAAGAGAGAAAAAACCAAACGCCUACAAGGGAAUUAGGAACCAAAAAAAAAAUAAAAUAGAAUGGACUCCUGCAAAAUGGAUCUUGUAAAUGUGUUUCCGAUGAGAGGGCUUGGCAUCGCACUAGUUGAGAAGACCUUCGCUUGUUUCGUAUUUACUCAAAAGGCUUUUUCCCCUUUGGAUUUCCCAUCCAUCUGGCUGUACCAGGGAUCUACGGAGAAAGACAGUUGAAUGCCACCGUCGAUGUUCGCAAAAGAAUGGGUUUCCAUUCAAGGUGGCCAUUGGUGGGACGAACACCAGCGGCACUUUGUGUGAUCAGCAUGCUACUGUGCCUGCCUCUCACAUCAUGCACAGCCUGCCCUCAGAAAUGCCGCUGCGAGGACCUGCAGUUUUACUGCGACACACAGGGACUCCUGGCGCCCCCAGACGGCGUGGACAGAGGAGCCCUGGGACUCUCACUCCGCCACAACAGCAUCAACGAGCUGAACCCGGAUCAGUUCUUCGGAUUUACGCAGCUAACCUGGCUCCACUUGGACCACAACCAAAUACUCAGCGUGCAUGAGGAUGCCUUCCAGGGGCUCUACAAGCUCAAGGACCUGAACCUGAGCUCCAACCGCAUCACUAAGCUGCCCAACACAACCUUCAUCCACCUCAUCAACCUUCAAAUCCUGGAUCUAUCCUUCAACCAGUUGACUGCGCUGGAGCCCGAGCUGUUUCACGGGCUCCGGAAGCUCCAGAUCCUCCACCUAAGGUCGAACUUCAUGCGGACCACACCCGUCAGGGCCUUCUGGGACUGUCGCAGCCUGGAAUAUCUUGGUUUGAGCAACAAUCGGCUUCGCAGCCUGGCUCGGAAUGGAUUCGCUGGGCUUAUAAAGCUACGAGAGCUUCAUUUAGAACACAAUCACUUGACCAAGAUCAAUCUGGCCCACUUCCCACGUCUUGUCGCGCUCCAGUACCUCUAUCUGCAGUGGAACAAGAUUAACAAUUUAUCAUGUACCAUGGAGUGGGAGUGGACCACUCUGGAGAAACUGGAUCUAACCGGGAAUGAAAUACGGGCUCUAACCCCUGAAGUGUUUGAAACUUUACCGAACCUUAAGGUAUUGCUGCUGGACAACAACAAGUUGACCGGUCUUGACGCCCAAACCACGGAUAUGUGGAGAUCCCUGAACAUCAUCGGGUUGUCCAGCAACCUUUGGGAAUGUACAAAAAAGAUUUGCAACUUGGCCAGUUGGCUUAGUAGGUUUAAGGGUCGAUGGGAACAUUCCAUCCUGUGCCACAGCCCUGAGUUCACACAGGGCGAGGAAAUACUAGACGCUGUUCACGGAUUCCAACUCUGUCAAAACAUAUCGGCGCCCGUCGUACUGACCAGCACCACAAUGGAGGCCACGUUACCCCAACAGUUCACUAGCUCCUUCUUUGGGAAUAUGCAGACGCCGACGCAGGACUUCUACCCUGAGGAUUUUGGGAGCUUCACCAUGGUCACCACUACUACCACCACCACGCAGACCCCACAAACUACAAUGGCUACCACCACGGUGGACGGGGACGAUGCUACCGAGGACUACGGCAUUAUGGACAACACCCUGCUGACCCAGAGAGUCAUUAUAGGUACCAUGGCCCUUUUAUUUUCCUUCUUCCUCAUCAUUUUUGUGGUGUACAUCUCACGGAAGUGCUGCCCUCCGACGCUACGACGAAUCCGCCACUGCUCGGCCAUACAGAACCGGCGACAGAUGAGGACCCAGCAGAGGCAGCCGAUGGCCGACCUGGCCACGCAGGUGCCCUAUAACGAGUACGAGCCGACGCACGAGGAAGGUGCAUUAGUGAUCAUUAAUGGCUACGGGCAGUGCAAGUGUCAGCAACUGCCUUACAAAGAGUGUGAAGUAUAAACACUUUAUUUAUUUUCUGCAGUUUAUGGGUUUUUUGCCAUCUCAACCAUUUCUGAAAGAUACAGGGUUUGUUUUUUUUCCGGAACUUCUUCAGCUUGAGAAGAGAAAAAUAUAAUAACGAGCGUUCAUUCUUUAUACGGGGGUUUUGGAAAUCAAUGAAAACCGGAAGGUCAUGUGGACUAAAUUGAAACGAGAUGUAUAAAAGAAGCUCGAGUUUAUUUUUAUAUAGUAUGAGAGCAAAGGUUCAUAUCAAGCUGGGGCAAUCAAUCUCAGAUGGUCGAGUGUGAGAUUCGUCAUUGCGUUAAGAGUCUGUUAUCCAGCAGCACAGAAAAGAUGAGAAAGAGAGAAACAAAGCCAAAAUUAUCUGGAACUUUCAGGUCCGGAAAGAAAGGGAAAAAAAAAAAAAAAAAAAACUAUGUAUGACAAACUGCAUUCUUAUUCUGAUAAAUGUUUCAAUUUUAUAAUGUGGAUAAAAAAAAAAAUUAUUGUUGCAUAUGAUGCACAGAAACGCAAAUCUGACAAGAGACAGGCAAAGGGAGAUUUUUAUGGUGCACGUUAGACUACACUAUAGAUCUCACUUACACUUAAAAGAAAAAAAAAGAGAAAAA
Messenger RNA from Clarias gariepinus (North African catfish), 3009 nucleotides. It is a transcript of the gene lrrtm2, whose product is annotated as leucine rich repeat transmembrane neuronal 2. Gene Ontology annotation, cellular component: extracellular matrix. The coding region runs from base 773 to 2401 and encodes 542 amino acids. Lineage: Eukaryota; Metazoa; Chordata; Actinopteri; Siluriformes; Clariidae. Gene Ontology annotation, molecular function: protein binding. The transcript has 2 exons. The record is from RefSeq and is a predicted model, not a curated record.